This is a messenger RNA of Cucurbita maxima (winter squash), 618 nucleotides long. RefSeq lists its product as uncharacterized. The coding region runs from base 90 to 551 and encodes 153 amino acids. NCBI's taxonomy places the organism in Eukaryota, Viridiplantae, Streptophyta, Magnoliopsida, Cucurbitales, Cucurbitaceae. The transcript has a single exon. The record is from RefSeq and is a predicted model, not a curated record.
ACACCAAAUAUAUUCAGCUUCGGAUUCUCACCCACUGGUUCAUCUUCCCCAAAUUCACAAUUCUAGAGAGAGAAAACGAAAGAGAGAGAAUGGAUGAAAAUGGGGUUUCUGAGAAAUGGUUCCAAGGGAUAAGAGGCUACUGGAAGAAAAGAACCUACCAGAAACUUAACCGGUCGUCACGGCGGCGGAGGCGGCUGGCCCAGAUCGGGUUCGGGUCGACCCAAAACACGCGGCGGCGGUUCUGGCGGAUCAAGAUCUCUCCAAAGCUCCGAUUCCUUCGAAAAUUUCCAUCCCCGAAGAAACUCCUCAUCCGCCUCCGUGAUGCCUAUGUCAAUAUGAUGCUCGGAUUAGCUAAUUCCCGGGUUUUCUCUGGCGGCGGCGCCGCCGUUAUGUGCGACGGCAUGGCCGGUUUUGGCAAGCGGCCGGCGAAGGAAUACGACGAGAAGAUCAUUCUGGAGAUCUAUAAAUCCAUGGUGGCAGCCCAGCGGCAGGUGGCCCACCUCCCCGCUACCAUUGCCGGAUCCGAAUUGGAAACACCCGGGCCCAGGUGAAAAAAUAUGUUCAAUUUUUCAGCAUUAUUUCAAUUUUAGUCUUUGUUGUUUAAUAUAAAUAUUUUAA